AGAAAUUAAGAGUCUCAACGUCUAAUUUCAAACCAACUCACUGGCUAUGACGCGCCAGAGGUCGCUGCAGGCGCCCAGAUGUUGAUGAUGCGUUGACAAGACCGUCAUUGUGCAAGGUCGAAUUGUUGUCAGUGAACAGCGAGUUCCCGAAAAUCUCUUAUCAGUUUCACUAAUUUGCACGACCCGGGCGCACGGCUUCCAGAAGAGGUCACGCAGAAUUUUCACAAAACACCACUUACAAGCGUAAAGUCUCAACAUGACUACUUACUUCAACUACCCAUCCCAGGAGGUUCAGGAUGAGCUCAGGAGGAUCGCCCAGGCCAUUGUAGCACCCGGCAAGGGAAUCCUGGCUGCUGAUGAGUCCGUUGGCACCAUGGGAAAGCGCUUGGCUGACAUCGGCCAGGAGAACUCGGACGAUGCUCGUCGCCAGUAUCGCCAGCUGCUCUUCACGGCCGACGACAAGGUGUCUGAGAACAUCUCCGGAGUGAUUCUCUUCCACGAGACGCUGUACCAGAAGGCGGACGACGGAACAUCGUUCGUGGAUCUGCUGAAGAAGAAGAACAUCAUUCCCGGCAUCAAAGUGGACAAGGGUGUCGUUGACUUGUACGGCUCGGAAGGCGAAUGCACAACUCAAGGUUUGGAUGACUUGGGCGCGCGUUGCGCGCAGUACAAGAAGGACGGCUGCGACUUUGCCAAGUGGCGCUGCGUGCUGAAGAUCGGCAAGAACACGCCGAGCUACCAGGCCAUUCUGGAGAAUGCCAACGUGCUGGCGCGCUACGCCUCCAUCUGCCAGUCGCAGCGCAUUGUCCCGAUUGUGGAGCCGGAAAUUCUGCCCGAUGGCGACCAUGAUCUGGACAGGUGCCAGAAAGUGACCGAGACCGUGCUGGCGGCCGUGUACAAGGCCCUCAACGACCACCACGUGUACCUCGAGGGGACGCUGCUGAAGCCCAACAUGGUCACGGCCGGCCAGAGCUGCCCGCGCAAGUAUACACCCCAGGAAGUUGCCCUGGCCACCGUCACGGCGCUGCGGCGCACCGUGCCGGCCGCCGUGCCCGGCGUCACCUUCCUGUCCGGUGGACAGUCGGAGGAGGAGGCCUCUGUGCACCUAAGCGCCAUCAAUCAAGUGGCUCUGCUGCGGCCGUGGGCGCUUACAUUCUCCUACGGACGCGCUCUGCAGGCGUCCGUGCUGCGCGCCUGGGGAGGCAAGAAGGAGAACGUCGCCGCUGGACAGGCCGAGCUCAUCAAGCGCGCCAAGGCAAAUGGAUUGGCUUGUCAGGGAAAAUACGAAGCCGGUUCAAUUCCCUCUUUUGCGGCUACAACUAGUCUGUUCGCCAACGGUGACGCAUCGCUGGGCAAGUACGUCGCGGGCAGCGUCGCUGGCGCAGUUGGAGAUGCCACGCUCUUCGUGGCCAAUCACGCCUACUAGAGAGAUGCCAAAUCUUCCACCGCGACGCCAAUCGGCGGAGUUUAAUGACCCCAUCGAGAAAUCCAGCGGAUUCGUAGGCAGUUUAUCAUGUUGGCGAGUAGAUAUCUUUGGCAGAAAUUUGUCGCCCGCUGAGGUGGAGAGACAAGUGUCGUAUAAUUAUUUUUAAAAUGUGGAAUAAUAUUGUUUAAUAAAUUAUUUAAUCAAAAGGACAAAUAAUAUAUCAUAUGGAAUUA
Phlebotomus argentipes is the source of this 1659-nucleotide messenger RNA. RefSeq names its product fructose-bisphosphate aldolase (gene Ald1). The transcript is spliced from 6 exons. Gene Ontology annotation, biological process: fructose 1,6-bisphosphate metabolic process; glycolytic process. Gene Ontology annotation, molecular function: fructose-bisphosphate aldolase activity. Gene Ontology annotation, cellular component: cytosol. Bases 257 to 1426 code for a protein of 389 amino acids. Lineage: Eukaryota; Metazoa; Arthropoda; Insecta; Diptera; Psychodidae. The record is from RefSeq and is a predicted model, not a curated record.